CUUUUUCCUUUUUCUCUUUUCAAUUUUUUACUUAUUUAUUUGCCUUAUAAAAUUUAAUAAUAAAAGAAAUUUUCACAAAAUAUUAUAAUGAAAUCGAGUGUACCAGUGGAAAUUUUACAAAAUAUUUUCGAAAAUUAUAAGGAUGAUAUUAAAACUUUACAUUCUAUUUUACUUGUUAGUCGAUAUUGGGCAAGAAUAGUUGUCGUGAUUCUUUGGAGAUAUUCAUUAGAGUUUGCAAGAACGUUUACUUCAAACUGUGUAUCCAAGAAAUUAUUGGAUGUAUAUCGUAGAUACAUUAAUUCCGAAGAACUUCUCUUUGAUUAUCCAUCAUUUUUAAAAAGGUUAGAUUGGAAAUAUCUUAAGUAUGAACAUGAUGGGAAACAAAUAUUUCAAAUGCUUUUACAAAAAAGUAAAUAUUUAUCAUAUUUAACGAUCGAUUUAUAUAAUGAAAAUAUUGGUAUUUAUGAGAAUUUUGAUAUAAUUUUAAACGAAGAAAUCUUAAAUAAUAUAUCCUUAAAAAAAAUCAAAUUCUUAGAAAUUAGUGAUUUAAUUCCUGAAAAUCUUACAAUACUUUCAAAAAUUUGUGAUGGUAUUGAAACUCUUAUCAUUGAAUGUGUUAGACAGAAUCAAAAAGAAAUUUCUAAAUUAUUACAAAUUCAACAUAAUUUAAAAAAUCUGAUUAUCACAAAUUCUUUUCCAUCAUUUGAUAAACCACUAUUAAAACAUUAUCCUCUUUCGUUAACAAAUAUAAAAUUUGUUAAUAGAAAUGAUAAUUAUACUAUUCAUUCUUUAGAUAUUUUGCAAGCUUGUACAAGAUUAGAAAAUUUGGAAUUUUACAAAUGGGAUAUUUAUCCGGAAGAAUGUCAAGAACUAUCGAAGAUUCAUUUUCAAAAUCUCAAAUCCUUAAAAUUUGAGUAUUCGGUACUUCCUUUUACGGUUCUAAAAGGAAUUAUUGAAGUAAAUGGAUCUAACUUGGAGAAAUUAUGGUUUAUAUAUGAAAAUUAUGAAGAGACUGAGUUGGAAUCAUUAUCAAUAACUAUAAAUCAAUCUUGUAGACAAUUAUCAUCUUUAACAUUACAAAUCUAUCAAGACAACACUCGUAAAUACCGAAAUUUUAUUGUACAUCUUGAAGGAAUUUUACAAAGAUUAAAAUAUUUUACAUUUAAAGAGCAUAUAUUCGAAUCACCAAUUAAUAUAGCUAAUGUUUUAAUUAUAGUGAAAAGAUUUAUAUAGAAUAUUAUAUUUUUUCUAAUUAGUUAAUUUAGUAAUUAGCGUAAUAUUUUAGUAGUCAAAUUACCAAUUGUUCCAAUUGUUUGUUUAUUAAUUCCGAUCUACCAAUAGCCCAAUGCGCAAUGCACGACAUGUUCAUGAUGAUCAAAUCUCGGGGUUUUUUUUUUAAUUUAUUCCGUAUUACUCAAAUCGAGAGUUUUAUUAACAAUCUUCUUUAAUUAAUAGAUUUUGUGCAAUAAUUGUAGUAAAUAAUAUGAGAAAAUCAUAUACGAAUGAGUAUACGCACAAGGUUUUACUUUGAUAUUAUAAGUAAUGAGAAAAAAAAAGAAUUCAAAUUAUUAUUAUUUUUACAACUUGAAACUUGAAAGUUUGGAAUGACAAAAAUAUUUUUAGAUUUAGGUAAAACUAUAAAUAAUUUUUAUUCUGACCUUUAAAUAUUUUCAUUAUACAGAAGAUCAUAGAAUAUUAUCU
Molecule: messenger RNA, 1701 nt
Organism: Rhizophagus irregularis DAOM 181602=DAOM 197198
Lineage: Eukaryota; Fungi; Glomeromycota; Glomeromycetes; Glomerales; Glomeraceae
Molecular function (GO): protein binding
Source: RefSeq, a predicted model, not a curated record